AAGCUUAUGCUAACAGUUUUAUAUGGCUUAAAGCCUUUAAACACUUGAACUAAUAUAUUUAUAUAGAUAAAGAUUUCAAAGACACUAGUGUUAUAAGUAAAAUAUUUAUAUUUCUUCAAAUAUUUAGAAAAUAUAGCUUACAAUGUAAUAUAAAAAAUUUAAAAAAUUAAUGUUUCAUAAGUGUCCUUGUGUUUUUCAUAUUUUACAUUAGAUAUGUUGAAGUGAUCGUGGUGUGUUCAGUGUCGGUAUUGGAGAUAGUACUUUAUAGAUUAUCUCUCAAUCAUGGGGAUGAAGUGUCAGAACAUGGAAAAGGUAUUUGGAGAGAAAGAAUGAAAAUUUUUUAUGAUGGAAACAGUACAGUGUACAAGACAAUAUAUAAGUUACACAAGAAGGAUGGUAUAACCAACUAAUAUACAACUAACAGAAAGUUAAAACUAACUAAACAUGAAGCAGAGUAGCCAUUUCAGUACACAAUAAUAACCUUACAUAGAAGUCGUAACUUUUUGUGCAGAGGUGAAGAAUAAAUAACAGGGGCAUCCAGUUAUACUAAAGCAUAGUACAUGUUCUGAAUCCUACUAAAUAUGAUGAUACUGAUACGUCGUACUCAAGGGUUAUGAUCCAAUUGACGGUGUUAGGAUUCCUACUCGCUGACCUUUCCUUUUAUAUUAAUCGUGUUUCACUGUUUUAACAUGUUCCGAAGGAGGCAGAUUUCUAGCUCAAAUUUUGAUACCUUUUUUUCUUUCAUACUCCUAUAGUUUUUUACUAUCAUGCCAAAAAUAUGACUUGAUAUUUUAAUUGGCGCACUCGAUGAGUGAGAGAGCAUUUAGUUAGUUUGCCAAUAUCCAUUUGGUGGACUUAACUCGUACUUCGCAUGUCACUUUGUAAUAGUCCAAUUGUACACUGAUUGGUACAUCUGGUCUAUCUUAUUUUACUCAAAUAAAGAUGACUAUUAACGAAAAUGACAGAAAAGUCCUAAAUGCUUGGGGCUCUAGGAUAUAAAAUGCGAAAAGGAAUACUAGCAAACGUACUUUUUAAGAUGCUCUUAUUAGGAGUAAAAAAUAUAUAUUAUUCCCCGUGCCAAAUUACUACUCCUUCUUAUCACAGCAAUUUCCCCGGGCUCUCCUUUCUCAAGUCAGCCUGGCAGAUGUCCUUUUACUUCACCAACUAGUAUGAAUCGAAAAAAUCUUGUAAGAAAUUGUCACGCAGUAAAGAUCAACCUUGCCAUUCAAUUAAGUCAAAAGAUACUUCUGUUUUCCACUAAAAUUAUUUUAGUGCCCUCGUUUCAAAUGAUCAAAUACAAUACUCAUUACAUCGAAUUGCCAAAUAAGCACACUAACAUCCAAUAUACAACAGUUCAUAGUUCCGCGUGCUUUAUCUUGUUCUUUUCCCUUUCGUUUGAAAACAAGAAAGUUCUCACUCACUACAAUUUCCACAUCAAGUUCUCUCUUCUCCAUUCAGAUCACCUCAACCUUUUCAUCCAGCUACGUAGCCAUGACCACCCCUUCUUCCUUCCUCGUAUUAAUCACCCUUGUUCUCUUCUUAACAACUUUGCCACAAUCCUACUCUCAGAAAAACGACAGCUUCUCUAUUUGCAGCCAAUCAUUCAGUUGUGGUACUCUCACAAACGUUUCCUAUCCUUUCUGGGGAGGGAACCGACCCAAGUUUUGUGGCAUCGAUGGGUUCAAGAUCACCUGCAUGCAGAACCAAAACACUUCGAUCCAAGUUGGUUCCCAAAAGUUCCAUGUACUAAAUAUUAACCAAAACGCAUCUACCAUGAGAAUGGUGCGAACAGACUUUGUCUAUGAUCGUUGCUCUUCCAAUUUCACCAACACUUCUCUGAAUGCUAGUCCGUUUAGUUUUCUCCCCACCGUUCAGAAUGUCUCUAUAUUCUACAACUGCUCCUCUGAGAAUUCAAUAGUGGGAAACACUUUUACGUGCCAGAAUGGUAGCAAAAAGCAUGCUUUCUAUGUGGUGAAUGGAACUCAGGUGAAGCAGUUUCCGGGUCUUCAGAACUGUGGGGUUCGUAUUCAAGUGCAAGUUUCACACGAUGCUGUUUUGGACUCUGAGGGUGGUGUUGUGGCGUUGAAGAAAGCACUAGAUGAAGGGUUUGAUGUGCGGUAUGAUGCAAAGUGGAGUUCUGAGUGUACUGCAUGCAAGGAAUCUGGAGGAGCAUGUGGAAGGAAUGAGAAUGAUUCGGCUCAGUUUUCCUGUUAUUGCUCGGGUGGAACUUACGAUUCAGUGUGCUCUACUCAUAAAAAUCGAAGGAAGAACAAAGUGUUGAAGCUGGUUUUAGGUUUCGUAGCCACUGGAUUUGGACUACCUCUAAUCGCUGUCAUCAUAUGCCGAAAUAAAGCUAAGGUGUGGAAGUUUAUAUCAACAAGAUUCAGUAAGAGAAAAAGGAAUGAUAGAGACAUAGAAGCCUUCCUUGAAACUCAAGGUUCUCUGGGUCUAAAAAGAUAUAGUUUCUCUGAUGUCAAGAAGAUGACGGAUUCCUUCAAAGUUAAAAUAGGAGAAGGUGGUUAUGGUUCCGUAUACAAAGGAAAAAUACUCAAUGGCUGCUGUGUUGCCGUGAAGGUACUGAAUGAGUCAAAAGACAAUGGCGAAGAAUUUAUCAAUGAGGUUGCCAGCAUAAGCAAAACAUCCCAUGUUAACAUUGUCACUCUUCUUGGGUUUUGUCUAGAUGGAAGCAGAAAAGCUCUCAUCUAUGAAUUCAUGUCCAAUGGUUCGCUUGAAAAGUACAUUAAAAACAAAGAAGCUGAAACCACUACUCAAUCCUUGAGUUGGGAGAGAUUGUACCAGAUUGCAAUAGGCAUAGCUAAAGGGCUUGAAUACUUGCAUAAAGGAUGCAACACUCGGAUUCUUCAUUUUGACAUUAAACCACAUAACAUCCUUUUGGAUGAAACUUAUCGUCCAAAGAUAUCAGAUUUUGGGCUAGCUAAGCUCAGCGCAAGGGAUGAGAGCAUAAUUUCAAUGUCAAAUGCUAGAGGGACAAUUGGGUAUGUAGCUCCUGAAGUGUGGAAUAAAAGUUUUGGAGGUGUUUCUCAUAAGUCUGAUGUAUAUAGCUAUGGAAUGAUGCUUCUAGAAAUGGUUGGAGGAAUGAAGAACAUCAACGUUGAAGCUAGUCGCUCGAGUGAGAUUUAUUUCCCACAUUUGGUGAUUUAUAAGAAGCUUGAGCAGGAAAGUGGUUUGGGACUUGAUGGGGUUGUGUCCACAGAGGAAAAUGAGAUAGCAAAGAGAAUGACUAUGGUGGGUCUUUGGUGCAUUCAGACAAUUCCUUCUCAUAGACCUACCAUAACUAGAGUGAUUGAAAUGUUGGAAGGUAGCUUGGACAAAUUGGAAAUGCCACCAAAACCAGACCUGUCUUCUUCUCCAAUAUCAACAACAGAAUCUUCCACUGCAUCAAAAUCACUGAAUAGUGUCUAG
This is a messenger RNA of Abrus precatorius (Indian licorice), 3423 nucleotides long. RefSeq names its product LEAF RUST 10 DISEASE-RESISTANCE LOCUS RECEPTOR-LIKE PROTEIN KINASE-like 2.1. Gene Ontology annotation, biological process: protein phosphorylation. Lineage: Eukaryota; Viridiplantae; Streptophyta; Magnoliopsida; Fabales; Fabaceae. Gene Ontology annotation, molecular function: ATP binding; protein kinase activity; polysaccharide binding. The record is from RefSeq and is a predicted model, not a curated record. The transcript has 3 exons. Bases 1492 to 3423 code for a protein of 643 amino acids.